AUGCACCUUCCGUCCCUUGAAAUGGCAGUGUAUCCGGUGGUAACUAUGGGGCAUGGUCGACAUCGACGCAGGUCUUUAGACCCUCACCCUAUCUCCUUAUGCUCCGCGCGUUCGCAAACUUCAUCCACUUCCUCUGGAGUCCGCUCGCCAGACGUCUCGAGUAUACAAAAAGCUAUUCGCAGCGUUUUCCGCUCAUCGCGACUCACAGUACAACAAGCCGAACGGCUCCCUGGUCGAUUAUAUCAAGUAUUACUUGUGACACUGGCGGAUGGCAGCUCACUGGUUCUGAAAUGCCCGCCAAUCUACAACACUCGGCUUUUGCGGCACGAAAAGCACGGCCUGGAGACAGAGCGCAGAACACUAGACAUUCUCCGCAAGUCCACUCAACUCCCCGUCCCCGAUAUCAUCAAAUACGACCGCCAACGUGGAUCGUUGGGCUGUCCGUUCCUGAUGGUGAGCCAUAUGCCAGGCAGACACCUUUGCGAACUCUCACCAGAACUUUCCCCGGCCGAAAGAAGAACUGUGGACCGGAGCUUAGGAGCAUAUGUGCGGGCUAUCACAACACUCUCUUCACAGCAGUUCGGCCCUGUCCAUCAGGUGUACGCAGAAAAAGGUCACUCCUCCUGGAAAGAUGCUUUCCUUGCCCUUCUGGAGGCAGUCUUGAGGGACGCGGAAGAUAUGGCAGUAACUAUCCCGUACGACAAUGUUCGGUACCAUGUGAGGAGACACGCUGAGUGUUUGAGCGAAGUUACGCGGCCCAGACUUGUAGCUCUCGACGUCUGCGAUCCGCAGAACGUGCUCCUGGACGAGCGCACAAAGAAAAUCACUGGACUGGUCGGCUUCACCAAUGCCAUCUGGGGUGACCCGCUCAUGAGCGGAGGCAUGACGGACAACAAUGAUGCCUUCUUUGAGGGCUUCGGAGAAUGUCCACUACAAACGGGAGGUGUCAGAACUAGACUUCUGAUGUAUACCGCAUACAGAGCGAUUGUCCAAGUCGUUGUCCGCUUUUACAGACCACACCUGAGCGUCGACGACAUGGAGGCACGACGCUCAUUGACAUACGCCCUCAAUGAGCUCGCCCGGAUGCCGUAG
Molecule: messenger RNA, 1092 nt
Organism: Westerdykella ornata
Lineage: Eukaryota; Fungi; Ascomycota; Dothideomycetes; Pleosporales; Sporormiaceae
Exons: 2
Coding region: 1-1092 (363 amino acids)
Source: RefSeq, a predicted model, not a curated record